Bipolaris oryzae ATCC 44560 is the source of this 258-nucleotide messenger RNA. RefSeq lists its product as uncharacterized. The transcript has a single exon. The annotation marks the transcript as partial. Gene Ontology annotation, molecular function: protein binding. The record is from RefSeq and is a predicted model, not a curated record. Lineage: Eukaryota; Fungi; Ascomycota; Dothideomycetes; Pleosporales; Pleosporaceae.
ACUGCGCUGAUGAUGGCGGCAGCAAAUGGACAUAGAGAUAUAGUUGACGUGCUGCUUAACGUUGGCAAGGCUGACACCGACGCCAAAGAUAAGAACGGAACGACAGCACUGAUGCUGGCGGUACGAUAUGGACAUAGAGAUACAGUUGACAUGCUGCUUAACGUUGGCAAAGCUGACGCUGACGCCAAAGAUAAGGACGGAUCGACAGCACUGACGCUGGCGGCACGAUAUGGACGUGGAGAUAUAGCUGAGGUGCUA